Messenger RNA from Papaver somniferum (opium poppy), 3163 nucleotides. RefSeq names its product EIN3-binding F-box protein 1-like. Gene Ontology annotation, molecular function: protein binding. The record is from RefSeq and is a predicted model, not a curated record. Bases 272 to 2185 code for a protein of 637 amino acids. Gene Ontology annotation, cellular component: SCF ubiquitin ligase complex. Gene Ontology annotation, biological process: SCF-dependent proteasomal ubiquitin-dependent protein catabolic process. NCBI's taxonomy places the organism in Eukaryota, Viridiplantae, Streptophyta, Magnoliopsida, Ranunculales, Papaveraceae. The transcript has 2 exons.
AACAAAGUUGAAGAACAGACUUCUUCAUCACACCUUUUUUUUACUCCUCUUCCCCAUCGCUCAUUUUUUCCCUAAAUUGUUAGGGUUUCUCAUAAUCACUCUUCUCCAUCACUCAAUCCAUCAAUCAAACAAUCUUGGGGGUGUUCAAUUUGGUGAUGCAAAGUAUUAUUGGUGGUCUGAAUUUGUUAGUGAUUUUGUUUUUGUUUGCUGCCCAAAUUCAAGGGUUGUUCUUUCUUACAGAGGUCUUAUUUCUUGAUUUGUACUUAUCACCAUGCCUGGAUUCAUCAAUUACAGGGCAGGGGAUGAUGAAUGCUUCAAAGGGGCAUCUUAUGCGAGUCUCAUUGGUGCUGGCUUCUCGUCUUUCAGUCCUCGUAUGGAUGCCAAGUACUCUCCUCUCAAGAGGAAUAGAAUCAAUGGCCCAUUUGUUUUCUCUGCGAAAGAGUUUGUUCAAAAGAAGAAGCAGGCAUCUAUUGAAGUACUCCAUGAUGAGUGUUUAUUUGAGAUCUUCAGAAGGUUAGCUGGAAGAAAAGAGAAAAGCUCAUGUGCUUUAGUUUCCAAAAAAUGGCUUAUGCUUCUGAGCAGUAUCCAGAGCAAGGAGUCUAUUAAGGUGGUACCUGGAGAAAAAGCAAGUGAGGAGAUUGAGGAUGAGGGAUAUCUUACCAGGUGUUUGAAAGGGAGGAAAGCUACAGACAAUAGACUUGCUGCAAUUGCUGUUGGAAUCGCUAGCGCUGGUGGUUUGGGUAAGCUUUCAAUCCGAGGGAACAACACAGUUCGCGGUGUUUCUAAUGUUGGUCUUGCAGCUAUUGGCCGUGGAUGCCCUUCAUUGAAGGUACUCUCAGCCUGGGAUGUUUCUACUAUUGGGGAUCAAGGUCUUACCGAGAUUGCAAAUGGUUGCCACAAGUUAGAAAAGCUCGACCUUAUCCGAUGCCCAUUGGUCUCAGAUAGGGCUUUAUUUGCUAUUGCUGAGAAUUGUCGUGAUUUAACCACAUUGACUAUUGAAUCAUGUCCAAGAAUUGGGGAUGGUGGUCUUCAGGCAAUUGCAAGAGGAUGCCCAUUUCUGCAUACCAUCAUGAUUAAGGACUGCCCACUUGUAGGGGACCAAGGAAUUUCAAGUUUGGUAUCUUCUUCUCAAUAUACCUUGGUGAAGGUAAAGCUCCAGAAUCUGAACAUCACUGAGAUUUCUGCCGCAGUUAUAGGUCACUCUGGCAUUAAUGUUACAGAUCUUGCACUUAUUGGUCUACAGUGUGUAUCUGAAAGAGGCUUUUGUGUCAUGGGUAUGGCUCAUGGACUGCAGAAAUUGGAAUCUCUUACAGUUUCCUCCUGCCCAGGGUUAACUGAUCGAGCUCUCGAGACAAUUGGGAAGGGUUCGCCUAAUUUGAAGAAUCUAUCUCUCCACAAAUGUUCUUUAAUAUCCGACAAUGGAUUGGUUUCCUACACCAAGAGCUCAUUUUCUAUUAAAAGCAUCCAGCUACAUGAGUGCAAUGAGAUAUCACAAUAUGGGGUUCUUGCUGCUAUCUCUAACUGCGGUUCAAAACUGAGGGCAGUUUCCCUUGUUAAGUGUAUGGGUAUCAAGGAUAUAGUAUUAGAAGCUCAUCGUCUCACUCCCAGCAAAUCUCUAAAAUCUCUAUCUAUUCGUGACUGCCCUGGUUUUGGAAGUAAUAUCUUGGCUGUGGUCGGGUGGUUAUGUCCACAACUGGAAGACAUCGAUAUCAGUGGUCAUUCUGGAGUUACUGAUGCUGGGUUUCUCUCAGUGGUAGAGAACUGCCAGGCCGGUUUAAUGAAAGUUAACCUAAGUGGCUGUGUGAACAUCACCGAUUCUUCAGUUACUUCUUUGGCUAGGCUUCAUUCAGGGAUGCUCCAAUAUCUAAACCUUGGUGGAUGCAGUAAGGUUACGGACGAAAGCUUGGCUGCAAUUGCACUACACUGUUAUGGGCUUGAAGACCUCGAUGUUUCAAAGUGUGCUAUCACUGACUUAGCAAUUGCUUCACUUUGUUGCGAGAGGAUGCCCGAACUGCUGAACCUAUACUUGUCUGGUUGUUCUCAAAUAACAGACAAGUGCAUGCCUUUUCUGGCGAAACUGGGCGAGAGUUUGAUCAGUUUGAAUCUCCAGGAUUGUAAGUCUUUGAGCGGCAGAAUGGUUGAGUUGCUUGCGGAGAAGCUUUGUGAAUGUGAAGUCCUCGCAUAAAAAGCCUGGUGAAAUGGUAAAAGAAGGCCUUCACAAUUGAAGGUUUAGAAUAAAUUAGAAGGUGUCAGACUGUCACUUGAUAGUAGUGGUAGCGGAGAAAAAGAAAAAAGAAAAAUCAGUUUGAAAAGUUUCUCUUAUUAUUAUAGUCUCAGCUCUUAAUAGCACCAUGCGCCCCCCUUAGUCUGUAGAUCCUCCUUUUUGUGUCUUGGUUAUUUUCCUAGGAACUUUGGCAGAUCAUUUUCUCCUCUUUUUAUUUUUUUUCAGGUUUCCUUUAUCCUAAGGAAAGCUGCGGGUCUUUUGGUUCCCUAUUAUUGGGGGAGCCACUUUUAUUUGCCAUCAUUUCCUAUUAAUUCAGUUACCAAGUCAUGGUAUAGGGUUUCAGUUUCAGUUGCUUUCUCAAUUCCUUCGAUGUGGGAUGGGAUGGUUUCAGUUUUUUGUAUCACCAGGUACCCGUGCUUGGUGGUAUUUUUCGCUUGGCCUCAGCAUCGUGCUUAGCUUGUAUGCUGGGGCAAAGUUUUGUGGUUACGAUUCUUCAAAUGUGUGUGUUUGUCUGUCUGGUUGUCUUAGUCUUGUUUGCUGUAACUUUAUCAAGUCCUCCAAAUAAAUGCGGGAACUCAUGUGUUUCCGCAUACUGAUUGUCGUGUCAGGUACAUGUCAAGUAAGGAGUGUGUUUCCCUUCGAGUAAGCAGUAUCGAGUCUUAGUGGUUAAUGGUUUGUCUGUGUCAUUGUAGUAAAUGUAUGUGGUUGCAGUGGGUGGUAAUUCAGAUGGUUGAUGAUGCCUGAGGAUACACGAGCUUUGGCAAUGGUAGAAGGUUCUUUCAGUCUCCUGCCGUUACGACGUCAGUCGUUUUUUUUCUGUAUUUUCCAAGCUCCAAUUGUUUUUUACAGGCUUGUUUCCAUUAUGAUUUACCUGUAUUCUGCAACUCCAUGUAUGUUCCGCGAAUAAAAUGGAUAUUUGUGUGUUUAAUAAUCCCCUGU